UGUGCAACAAAAUAAUAAUCAUUAGUAUUAGUGAAGUGUAAUCGUACUAACUAUGGAAACCGAAGUAGUCUCAACGUCUUUUACAAGUUCUUCUGGAGACUCCAGUUCCGUAGAUAUCAGUGAACAGUUUUUACAUUUAGUAGAUGAACUAAAUGAAUCUCUUGAACAGCUUAAAAUGCCUGACGACUUUGUUGUUUAUAAUCCCACCAUUUACGCGAGAGAACCGCUUGAAAUGUAUGUGCGUAAAUAUUGCAACACACCGAAACGUAUUCUAUUCCUUGAUAUGAAUCCAGGGCCGUUUGGAAUGUCUCAGACUGGAAUACCAUUUGGUGAUAUAAAGUCAGUUCGAAAUUGGCUCGGCAUAACUGGAUCAGUGGGGAAACCACCAAGAGAAAUAAAAGAUCGAGAAGUUUUGGGUUUUGACUGCACAAGACCUGAAGUUAGUGGACAAAGAUUUUGGGGCCUAUUUAGAACUUUGUGUGGGACACCGGAAAAUUUCUUCAAAACCAGUUUUGUUUACAACUACUCGCCUCAGCGGUGCAUGAAUGCAAAGGGCGUGCGCAGUUGUAUUCGUACUGAACUCAAAAUGCCCGAAUUAUACAAUAUUUGUGACCCUAUUACACGGGCCUUAUAACACAAAUGGUGAAAUGUAGGCGUAGUGUAUAGCGGUAUUACGUGCCGUAUUGUGCACCAAUCACCACCUUCGGGGGUAAAAAAGGCAGGAGGUCGUUGUUUUUUUUUUAUAAUAA
This is a messenger RNA of Spodoptera frugiperda (fall armyworm), 749 nucleotides long. Its product is annotated as single-strand selective monofunctional uracil-DNA glycosylase. Gene Ontology annotation, biological process: base-excision repair. Gene Ontology annotation, molecular function: single-strand selective uracil DNA N-glycosylase activity; oxidized pyrimidine nucleobase lesion DNA N-glycosylase activity. The transcript has a single exon. Bases 53 to 634 code for a protein of 193 amino acids. The record is from RefSeq and is a predicted model, not a curated record. NCBI's taxonomy places the organism in Eukaryota, Metazoa, Arthropoda, Insecta, Lepidoptera, Noctuidae.